Molecule: messenger RNA, 2067 nt
Organism: Culex pipiens pallens (northern house mosquito)
Lineage: Eukaryota; Metazoa; Arthropoda; Insecta; Diptera; Culicidae
Product: protein brown
Exons: 8
Coding region: 77-1984 (635 amino acids)
Cellular component (GO): plasma membrane
Molecular function (GO): ATP hydrolysis activity; ABC-type transporter activity; ATP binding
Source: RefSeq, a predicted model, not a curated record
CUCGACUAACGCGACCGUGUUCACAUCUUCCGCAAAGGAAGCCUCUCAAGUGUUCAAAUGCCCCCUCGUCUGAACGAUGGCCAUCGAUUUUGAGCUGAACGACAGUAUCAGGAUCUACAAACCUGCCGCCGAGGAGGGGACGAUCACGGCGUCCUCACCAGUUCUGCUCGAGUGGAAGAACCUUUCGGUGCGGAUUGGGAGUGGCCGGACGUGGAGUUUCAAGAAGAAGCCGGCGGAUUCCACGUACAUUUUGAAGCAUGCUACCGGAGCCGUACGAUCGGGCGAUCUGGUGGCAGUCAUGGGGUCAAGUGGUUCCGGCAAAACGACGAUGCUGGCCGCGGUGUCGAUGCGGCUAACGGCAGAAGUUCAAGGCAGCGUCCUUAUCAACGGUCUGUUCGUGAAUCCAACCCAGAUGAAGCGCCUGGCGGGGUUCGUUCCACAGUUUGAAAUCGCGCUGAACUCGCUGACGGUGCGUGAACAUCUCACAUUUGUGGCCAAACUCAAGGGCGUUGGCCGGGCCCAAAUGGAGUCCGUGAUCAACGAGCUGAACCUGGAACAGUGCGCCUCAACGAGGAUAUCUCACCUGUCCGGUGGCGAGCGGAAGAAGGUCAACCUGGCUGGGGAACUGCUAACUGAACCAGAUGUUCUAUUCUGUGAUGAACCCACGACCGGGCUGGACAGCUUCAGUGCUCUGGCGGUGAUCAACACGCUGAGGAAGCUGGCCGUGGACAGUAGGAAGGCCGUGAUUUGCACAAUUCACCAUCCGACGUCGGACAUCUUCGAGUGCUUCAGUGAUGUUAUUCUGUUGAAUCGGGGCAGGACGUACUACCAGGGACCUACGGUUGAGGCCACUAGCUUCUUCGAGAGCAUCAGUCUCCCCCUUCCAAUCAACUGCAAUCCAGCGGAUUACUACUUUAAGCUAGUUUGUGAUAGUGACAGUUACGAUAGUGCUGGUUCUAGUGAAGCGCUAGCUGGAGAGUCCCGGAAUAGGCAAGAGAUUGUGCGAAAGUGUCAGCGGGAGAAUGUGGCCAAGAAGAGCCUGAUGGGACCGUACCAGCAGGGCGAUGUGAUCGAUAAGCUUUGCAGAAACACCAGCCAUGCCUGCUGGCCCUCCCAGCUCUACCUCCUGCUCCACCGCGGCAUCCUCGACAGCAUCCGAAACUUGCGGGAGUACGUCAUAGUCACGUUUCUAUUUCUGAUCACCAGCAUCACCAUUUCGGCGCUGUACUUUCACAUCGAUCCGGCCACCGGCGGUCAAACCUCGAUCCAAGACAUCCGCGGGGCGCUGUUCCUGGUGGUGUGCGAACUGCUGUACACCCUGAGCUACUCCGUGUUCUACGUGUUCCCGCGCGAUCUGCCGCUGGUGAGGCGCGAGGUCGGCGAACGGACAUACCGCCUGUCGGCCUAUUACGCGCACCGGGCCCUGUUGACCGUGCCGAAAGCCUUCUUCGAGUCGUUCCUCUUCGUCGGCAUCGUGUACGGAUGCGUGCGCUUUACGGCCGUGGCCGGGGCCGCCACCUACGUCGGAAUGGCCACCGUGUCUGCCGUGGCCAGCCUGCUCGCCGUCGCUUACGGCUACCUGCUGACGUGCCUCUCGGGCUCCAUGGAACUGUCCAUCGAGUACGCCAACCUAAUCUUCCUUCUGUACGGACUGCUCGGCGGUUUGUACCUCAACAUCCGUGCCUUCCCGGUGGCCAAGUACCUGUCGUUUUUCUUCUUCGCGGCCGAGGGCAUCUCGGUUUACUACUGGCGAACCGUGCUGGACAUUCCGUGCGAUUUGGACGAAACGACGGCGGUCAAUGGAACUGCCACCAACCACAGUUGCCUGCGGGACGGGUUGGCCGUGCUGGAGGACACCGGCUACGGGACCUCGCUGGACGUGGUGUACUUCAACUAUCUGGUGAUGGCAGGUCAAAUUGUGGCCGUUCACGUGCUGGCCUAUUUCUGCCUGCGGAGACUCGUUAAGAAGGCCGGAUUUUACUAGUUGUUGGCUAGGACGAACCCCUUCUUUUUUGGGCUUAUCUAAGAUUCAGGAAGAAAACGAAAAAAGGGUGAAAAUAUAAUUUU